AUGCUAUUAACGUAUUAUCAAGAAGGUUACUUUACUGGUGUGUUAACGCUUUACAAGGAGUCCAAGUUCUUGGGUUACUUUCGUAAGGAUCUUUAUAUUCACAAUAUUGUGGCUCGAAUCUUGGUGAAUAAUGAAAGAAUCGAGCAGGCACAAGAGGUUUUGCUUGACAUUCAGCAAUUGGGUCUAACACCGAACGUUGAUACUUAUAGGAUUAUGAUUCAUUUUGCGGAAGUACAAAAUAAUUCAAAUAAUGCGAUGCUAGGCUCAAAAAUGGUUAUUGACUUGAUGCAAAAAAGUAACAUGAUACUUAAUAUUAGUCACUAUAACACUCUCAUGAAGGCUUAUGGAAGCAGACGUGAUGAAGAUGUACAAACAGAAUUGAAUACUAUCGAUUCAAACAAUGAUCCGUUUAAUAAAGAUGAUAAGGACAGCUUAUCAAACCACCCUGGAAUCAAGAAUACCUUCGCGAAAGCCGGAAAUUUCGAGAUGGCCAAGAAAAUCUAUACGGCAAUGAGCGAGCUCACGAUUCAACAAACACUCGAGAUAUUUCACAUUAAUCUGAGAAAUGUAAUCAAGACACAAUAUAUAGAGAAUGCGGCAAGUGUGUUUUGGGAUCAGGUGAACGCAAAUAUUUUCAAGUCAAGGUCAACAAAAUACGUGAUACCAGAUUAUUAUACUUGGAAUAUGAUGAUAGAAUACGCGUUGAAACACGAAAAUGUUGGUGUAGCGACAGAAAUACAGUAUAUGAUGGAAUGUGGGAACGGGGGAUGA
Messenger RNA from Acaulospora morrowiae, 771 nucleotides. Lineage: Eukaryota; Fungi; Glomeromycota; Glomeromycetes; Diversisporales; Acaulosporaceae. The record is from the annotation of a GenBank genome assembly.